Hypomesus transpacificus is the source of this 1683-nucleotide messenger RNA. RefSeq names its product growth hormone releasing hormone receptor b (gene ghrhrb). The transcript is spliced from 13 exons. The record is from RefSeq and is a predicted model, not a curated record. Gene Ontology annotation, molecular function: vasoactive intestinal polypeptide receptor activity; peptide hormone binding; G protein-coupled peptide receptor activity. The coding region runs from base 237 to 1622 and encodes 461 amino acids. Lineage: Eukaryota; Metazoa; Chordata; Actinopteri; Osmeriformes; Osmeridae. Gene Ontology annotation, biological process: cell surface receptor signaling pathway; adenylate cyclase-modulating G protein-coupled receptor signaling pathway. Gene Ontology annotation, cellular component: plasma membrane.
CCUCUUACCGAGAUGAGGUCCCGACGCCGGUGCAUUUGUCUACCCGUUUGAUUACAGCAAAACUUGUCAGUAACGAAGGAAUGCGAGAGGACGAGUUAGUUUUAGCAAUAACUAAUAGCAAGGAUGAGAAUAAGGAAAGAGUUUUUUCAUUGACAAACGAGAGUUGAAGAGGCUGAUUUCGACUGGAUUGUUUGUCGUCUAGUUUCACUGUAGAGAAAUCAGUUGAACCUGAAUCUAUGACUAUGACACUUACCAAAACUCUGUCAUUAUCUAAAAGACGGAUGUCCGUGUUAUUGUUCUACGGACUGUGGCUGUACCUGAACGCUUUUAAAUCGGCAGAUGCCAUCCACCCCGACUGUGCCUCGGUGGCUCAUCACAUGCAGGCUCAGGAAGCCUGCCUGAAGACUCGCAGACGGGAGAGCCGCAACCGAUCCACCGCGACAGGCUGCCGGACGGAGUGGGAUGAUAUUCGCUGCUGGUACCGUGCCGAGGUGGGCCAGGUCGUUAGCGUCUCCUGCGCUAACGUGUCCCAGCUCUUUGCCAACAACCAAGGUCGCAUCUACAGGAACUGUACAAAGGACGGCUGGACAGACCUGUACCCCUCGUACGAGGAGGCUUGCGAGUUUGCCGAGGAUGCGGAGACGGAGACUGAGACAACGUACUUCUCGACCUUCCAACAGGUGUACACGGCGGGCUACGCCACCUCCCUCAUCACCCUCAUCAGUGCCAUCUUUGUUUUCACCGUGUUCAGGAAGUUCCACUGCACCAGGAAUUACAUCCACAUCAACCUGUUCUCCUCCUUUAUCCUGAGAGCCAGCGCGGUCUUCGUCAAAGACGGGGUGCUGUUCGCUGACGAGAACCUAGACCACUGCUUCAUGUCCACGACUUCCUGCAAGUCGGCGGUGGCCUUCUUCCAGUUUAGCAUCCUGGCUAACUACUUCUGGCUCCUGGUGGAAGGCAUGUACCUCCAGACCUUGCUGGCCCUCACCUUCGUCUCCCAGAAGAAGUAUUUCUGGUGGUACACUCUCAUCGGCUGGGGUCUCCCAGCUCUUAUACUGAUGGUGUGGGUCCUGACGCGCAACUUUUACGACAACCGAGGAUGUUGGGAUGACACGGAUGUGGCCUUUAUCUGGUGGAUCAUCAAAGGACCCAUUACUGCAUCACUACUGGUCAAUUUCAUAAUCUUCAUCAACGUGAUUCGAAUUUUGGUCCAAAAGCUCAAAUCUCCCGGUGUUGGAGGGAACGACACCAGUCAUUUCAUGAGACUGGCCAAAUCCACUCUUUUCCUGAUCCCUCUGUUUGGGAUGCACUACAUGGUGUUUGCCUUCCUACCGGAGAACACGGGAGAGGAGGCCCGUAUCUUCAUAGAACUGGGCCUCGGCUCCUUCCAGGGCUUCGUUGUGGCUCUGCUGUACUGUUUCCUCAACGGAGAAGUUCAAGCAGAGCUGAAGAAGAGGCUGUGGAAGUGGCAGACUCAGGGCUACCUGAGCUACAGCAAGCGGCGUCGCACCCUGUUCACCGAGAGCAGCACCGUCACCCAGAUCUCCGUCCUGGAGAAGUCCAGCCCCAAGGGGCCCCCCAACACGGACACCCUGGUCAACAACACCAUGUCCUCGGUCUGAAAGGAGGCAACAACAACAACAAAAACCCGCCUCUCUCUCCUCUUCAUCUACCUCUCCUCCU